AUGAGAAGUUCGUCAGUAGCGGCAGCGAUUUUCGCUGUGGUCUUCUCUACCCAACUGCUCAAUUCAAUCCUCGCCGCCGCUCCGUCCCCUGCGGCGCCGGAGCUUCCAAACCCAGGUGCCGAAUUCAUCAGAAAUUCCUGCAAUUCCACGCUCUACCCGAAACGCUGCUACAAAACCCUGUCCCCUUUCGCACCCGAAAUCGGGUCCGACCCGAAGAAGCUGGCCAAGAAGGCGCUGAGCGUGACCCUGAAAGUCACCCAAUCGGCGUCCAAGCUGAUGAGGAGGAUGUCCAGGAUCCCCGGGGCGCCGGCGGCGAUGGCGGACUGCGUGGAGGAGGUGGAGGACGCGGUGGAGGAGCUGGGGAAGUCGAUUGACGAGAUGGUCGGGGCCCCGGCGGAAGGACCCGAGUUCUGCCGGAUGAUUGGGGACGUGCAGACGUGGCUGAGCGCGGCGGAGACGGAUGACGACACUUGUAUGGACGGGUUCGAGGAAGGGCCGGCGGGUUCGUCGGCGGCGACGGUGAAACGGAAUGUGAAGAAGUUGGUGGAGAAACACGUGGGGAGAAUUGCUCGUUUUACCAGCACUGCUCUGGCUCUGGUGAAUCUCUAUGCUGCUUCUUCUUCCGGAGUUCCGUCAUGUUAA
Molecule: messenger RNA, 642 nt
Organism: Linum tenue
Lineage: Eukaryota; Viridiplantae; Streptophyta; Magnoliopsida; Malpighiales; Linaceae
Source: the annotation of a GenBank genome assembly